CCUUCCCUCUUACCGUCUUCUUCCUCAUUUUAAAGAACGCUCGUCGUCCUCGAUCCUCAUCCAAAGACCCGCUUGUCCUCUUUGUAAACAGGUCAACCCAUCAACGUAUAUCUCAAAAUGGAUCGACCCAGAUUCGUGAUCGACUCCGCCGAAGCCGAAGAAAUGGCCGAACAAUUAGGCCAAACCGUGCUCCAACUCCUCCGGUCGUUGGUCAAAUCCGCCCAGAUCCUAGCCCGACCGCCAAUCUCCAAAUUCCACGUCGGAGCCAUCGGAAUGGGAUCGUCUGGUCGGAUCUUUUUCGGAGUCAAUCUUGAAUUCCCAGGUCUUCCCCUCAACCAAUCCGUCCACGCCGAGCAAUUCCUGAUCGCCAACCUUUCCCUCAAUGCGGAACCGUGUCUUAAGUACCUCGCCGUCUCCGCCGCCCCUUGCGGACAUUGCCGCCAAUUCCUCCAAGAGCUCCGUGGCGCCCCCGAUGUCAAGAUCCUCAUUACUUCGUCCGAAGACGAAAAAGAAAACGAAAUGAACAAUUUUAACGAUAAAGACCAAGAAUUUACUCCUCUGUCCCAUUUUUUACCUCACAGGUUCGGCCCGGACGAUUUGCUACACAAAGACGUCCCUCUUCUCCUGGAGCCUCACCGAAACGGCUUCUCGUUUUGUGACGAUUUGCGCAACGGAAAAAUCAACGGUGGCGAUGACGUAAAACACGCGGCUCUUGAAGCGGCCAAUAUGUCACACGCGCCGUACAGCGGGUGUCCAUCUGGAGUGGCAUUACUGGACGUUGAAGGGAAGAUAUAUAAAGGGUCUUACAUGGAAUCAGCGGCCUAUAACCCCAGCUUGCCGCCGGCUCAAGCGGCGCUCGUGGCUUACGUGGCAAGCAGUGGCGGAGAAGGCUAUGAGAGGAUUGUUGGGGCGGUUCUGAUGGAGAAAGAGGAUGCCAUUAUUAAACAAGAACACACUUCAAGGCUGCUUUUGCAAUGUAUUUCGCCAAAGUGUGAGUUUAAAGUGUUUCAUUGUACGAAAAACUAGUUCAAAAAAAUCGAGUUCCGAGUACAAUCUAUGCUUAUACAAGCAUGUUGGAUCAUUAGA
Messenger RNA from Hibiscus syriacus, 1086 nucleotides. Its product is annotated as cytidine deaminase 1-like. NCBI's taxonomy places the organism in Eukaryota, Viridiplantae, Streptophyta, Magnoliopsida, Malvales, Malvaceae. The transcript has a single exon. The record is from RefSeq and is a predicted model, not a curated record. Bases 118 to 1026 code for a protein of 302 amino acids. Gene Ontology annotation, cellular component: cytosol. Gene Ontology annotation, molecular function: zinc ion binding; cytidine deaminase activity.